AUGAACUCGGCUGUUAAUAGCUAUAAAAGGAGCACGGGUUUUCUCUGCCAUGGGACAGGUGGUCAUCACCUUCCCCAACAAGCUAUCAGAAAUGAUUCCAUCCAUCCCUCCCAAAACUUUACUCCAUCUCCUCCGGACAUCUUCCUUCCUUCACCAUCUUCUCCCUCAGGAAGCAUCGAUAAUAACAACCUUCCAGUUUCAGCCCGCCAUUGCAAGCCUCCUCCUUGCUCUGCUUCUGGCUGUGCCAGCCCAGGGAAGAUGGCGGCGGCGACUUUGGGCUCUUCCUUUCUGGGUCUGCUUCCCUCCGAGCUUGAGAUCGAGAAGGCCAUUCGUGCUCUCCUCGACCUGUGGCAGAGCGCUUCUUCAUCUGGCUCGGAUCAAAACUGGAUGCGGCUUUUUGGAUGUAGGGAUCCGAGUGCGAGCAUACUGUUGUCUAGUGGAUGGGGGAGAGUUCGGCAUGCCCUUCAUCUGCUGCAAACGGAGCCAGCUAUUAAGAGAUUGGUUAUAUCGGUAGUCUUGGAUAAAGCUUUCUGGAGCGCCAUUAUGAAUAAUCAGUCGGUCCAGCAGUUCCAGGAGUUGCUUCUCUCAGAUAAAACAGAAAGCCCCCAGAUUUGUGAGGAAGUAGACUGGGGUACGAACGAUCUGUGGUGGCUCUUGGACAUCUUGAAGGACAAAAUCAUGGACCUCGUUGAAAAAUUCAAGCUGCUUUUGAUCGAGACAUUGCAACCUUCCCAGCCACACAAGAAAGAAGCUACGGCCGAGUUAGAGGAAAAAGUUGGAUCGCCAAGUGAAGUUUUCAGUGAUGGAGAGCAUCGGCUGGGAGCAAAGAAAUCUCAGCAUAUGGGGGACUCAAGAUAA
This is a messenger RNA of Syzygium oleosum, 858 nucleotides long. RefSeq lists its product as uncharacterized. The record is from RefSeq and is a predicted model, not a curated record. The coding region runs from base 1 to 858 and encodes 285 amino acids. Lineage: Eukaryota; Viridiplantae; Streptophyta; Magnoliopsida; Myrtales; Myrtaceae. The transcript has 5 exons.